AUGUUGGUGUUGGUAAAAAGAGACCCGCAUAUCCCAUAUAGUUUGCCAGCUAAAAAAAAACUGCUGGUGCCAGGAAAGAUUCAACAUUCUCUGUGCUGGAAACUUUGGACCAAAACCAGCUACGACUAUCUCAAGACUUUGGCCCAUGAUAUUCAGAUUGUAAGAAGAGACUUUGAUGAGAAACAUUCUUCCUUCAUUUGCGUUGAGAGAUAUCCAGGCUUCUACAGUUGUCACUUACCUGUAUCAGUAAACUGGACAUGA
Enhydra lutris kenyoni (northern sea otter) is the source of this 261-nucleotide messenger RNA. RefSeq names its product vacuolar protein sorting-associated protein 29-like. Gene Ontology annotation, biological process: retrograde transport, endosome to Golgi; intracellular protein transport. Lineage: Eukaryota; Metazoa; Chordata; Mammalia; Carnivora; Mustelidae. Gene Ontology annotation, cellular component: endosome; retromer complex. The record is from RefSeq and is a predicted model, not a curated record.